CGCGCACGAUAUCUCGUGUACGUUUGCGUUUACCGCUUAUGAAGUCGUGUGUUGUGACAACUACAAUAUUAAGGAAGCACAAAACUUAUUAGUAUUAAUUAUUACUCAUAUAAUAGCUGAUAGAGUGUGCUGCAGAAUUAUAACUCAGAUUUUACAAAAUCUUAAGCAAAUAUUAGAAAACAGAUAUUAUGACUUCCUUUAAUUUUAGCGAACUUAGCAAGCAACUGAAAGAUACUGCCCAGUUGAAUCCUCGUGUCGGGGUCUCUUUCGCCGGUCGAUCUCUUAAAUUAGAUACUGUGAACGAUGCUCUCCAAGUGGUGGAAGCAAUAAACACAUGUCCCUGUUUGGAAUAUUUGGAUUUAGAGGGAAAUACACUAGGUACAGAGGCUGCAGAGGCUAUAGCUGAAUCUUUGAAAGAAAAGGGAGUUCCCUUGAAAAGAGCUUUAUGGAAAGACAUGUUCACUGGCCGUUUAAAGACAGAAAUUCCAAAGGCACUAGAAUUUCUGGGUACAGCAUUACGUGUGGCUGGUACUCGACUUACUGAACUUGACUUGAGUGACAAUGCUUUUGGACCAAUUGGUAUUCAGGGACUAGCAGAUCUGUUGAUAUCACAUCCAUGUUACACCCUCCAGGAAUUAAGAUUGAAUAAUAAUGGUCUUGGUAUAUCUGGUGGAAAAAUAUUGGCGCAAGCGUUAUUAAAAUGCCAUGCAAAUAGUUCUAAAGAAGGCAAGCCACUUGCGCUGAAAGUUUUUAUUGUUGGUAGAAAUAGAUUAGAAAAUGAAGGUGCACAAGCAUUGGCAUGUGUAUUUAAUGAGUUAAAAACAUUAGAGGAAGUUGUGAUGCAACAAAAUGGUAUAUACCACAAAGGCAUUGAGGCAAUUGCAUAUGGUUUGUCUGCUAAUCCUAACUUGCGAAUUGUAAAUUUGAAUGAUAAUACAAUCGGGUUGAAAGGAGCAAGAGCAGUUGCUAAAGUUCUACCAACUUUCCGAAAUCUGGAGGAAUUGAAUCUUGGAGAUUGUUUAUUGAAGACAAAGGGUGCUUUAGUCUUAGCAGAGGCAUUAGCAAUUAUUGGCAAUCAUCCAUCUCUUAGGAAUUUGGAUUUAAGUCAUAAUGAAAUACGUAUUGAUGGUGGAAAGGCUAUCGCUCAGGCUAUGAUAGAUAAAACGCUUCUCUCUAAUCUACAGUUGGAUGGUAAUAUGUUUGGGACAAAAGGACGUGAUAUGCUUGAACAAAUUCUAACAAAAUUGGGAAGAAUCGAUGCAUUAAAUUCAUUUGAUGAGGACGAAGAUGAUUGUGAUGAUGACGAUGAUACUGAUGAUAAUGAUGAUGAAGAUGAUGAAGAUGAAGGGGAGAGUGAAGAAUGUGAAAGUGAUAAUAAUGAAGAUGCAGGAAGUGACAAAGAUAAUGUUGCGCAAAGUACAGUAACGGUUACAGAGUUUUUGAAAUCACCAAUAGGUGAGAAAUUAUUGCUACUACAAGGUGAUAAUGUGCAGGCUUUUAUUGAUCACGCAGAGAAUUUGGCCAUUCAAAGUGACACAACUACAGAACAAAAAUUUAUAGAAGAACUGACGCGAAUAACCAUGAAAGUAUCGUCAUUAUGUGAUAGUGGCUAUAUGAAUGUGAGAAUAAAAGCAGAAUCUUUGUCAGAUGCAUUAUAUAUACAGCUGUUCUCCUAUGCUAUAGAAAAAGAUCAAAUUUCAAAUUUGACUAAUGCACUGCUAAUCAAUCUGGGUUUAAUUAAAAGUGAAGACAAGGACAAUGGAAAAAUUGAUUGGAACUUGGAAGGAUGUUUUAAAGCCUUAGAAAAAAUUUGCCAAAGGGAUUAUUUCUUAGAACAAACAAGGAGCACGUUAAAAUUAUUUUUAGAUAAGCCAAUAAAAACUAGUCGUGCAAGGGUAGUAGAUCCCUUCCAAGAUUCCAAAGCUGCUCUUAAAACUGUCUUAGAUCGUAUUCAAGUUACAUAAAUUUAUUUAAAAUUACUAUUUUAACAUAAAAUAUAUAUAUAUUUAUUUUUAUAUGUUGCAUGGGAAAGAGAUUAAACAUUUCACGCAAAGUUCCAACUAAGCUAAUACUAUUACUGUGUGUAAAUUCUGCUAUAAUCUUUUCUAGACUUCUUUAGUAUAAAAAGGUUUUUAAAAUAUCGAGUAAAACUUUCUAUUUUUAAUACUAAACUUUUUUUAAACAAGACAGUUCUUAAUAGACAAACAAGAUUAAAUCACAUAAUCAUCUAAAUGCAAGAGAUCUGCAUAAUCAUCUAAAUCAAGAGAAAAUAAAAUGUUUAUUUCUCCUAAACAUAUUGCAUGGAAAUUCCUAAAACUUUAUAAGAGGCGAUUUAUGUGUAUAUAUUAUUUAGCAUAAA
This is a messenger RNA of Harpegnathos saltator (Jerdon's jumping ant), 2359 nucleotides long. RefSeq names its product Ran GTPase activating protein (gene RanGAP). The coding region runs from base 189 to 1964 and encodes 591 amino acids. Gene Ontology annotation, molecular function: small GTPase binding; GTPase activator activity. NCBI's taxonomy places the organism in Eukaryota, Metazoa, Arthropoda, Insecta, Hymenoptera, Formicidae. Gene Ontology annotation, biological process: activation of GTPase activity; nucleocytoplasmic transport; signal transduction. The transcript has 5 exons. Gene Ontology annotation, cellular component: perinuclear region of cytoplasm; cytosol; nucleus. The record is from RefSeq and is a predicted model, not a curated record.